AUGCCGGCUAAGGGCCUACCACCAACUUCAGGUCCCGACCCUGGCCCAUCCAGCCCGAACUCCAACCAACAAUCCCAGUGCAUUCCGCCUAUAGUGCUACGGAAAAAAGAUAGAUGGUCCAAGGUCUCUAAAGAGCUAAAAGCCAGAGGCCUGUACUUUAGCAAUGCCCGCACCACGUCAGAUGGCAUAAAAUUCACUCCGGAAUCGAUAAAUGCCUAUAGAGCAACCGCCAAAUUUCUAGACUCAAACCGCGAACAAUUUCAUACAUAUCAACUGCCAGAAGACCGACUUACUCAGGUGAUUAUACGCGGUCUUCCCCUGGAACUAGAGAUUAAGGAGGUAGCUGAUGAGCUUGGAGAACUGGGGUUUCAUCCUAGACUAAAUCAGAUCCUGAACGCAGAGAUAUUCCACUAA
Messenger RNA from Brassicogethes aeneus, 414 nucleotides. Lineage: Eukaryota; Metazoa; Arthropoda; Insecta; Coleoptera; Nitidulidae. The record is from the annotation of a GenBank genome assembly.